UUUACAUGUAGAAAGCCGGGGACGUUUAAACAUUGCUCGACACCUCUCCUAUCGUAGACGAUAGUCGGAUUUAGUGAUUACCUGAAUGAACUCCCGAUUAACAACAUGUCUUGAUAUAAUCUGUCUGAAGCCCACAGGUGUUUAGGUGUCCAGUUGCAGUAGAUGUCUAGUAUUCGUUCGUCUGUCCACCCUAAGAACCUUAAUCAGCCCUGGGGCACGAUACUUAAACCUGAGUACGGCCUUGGUCACCAGAAAAUGACAGAUUACGAAAUAGACCAGACAGUGGAUCGUCUGUAUAAAAUUCCCGCCACAAAAGAACGGGUGUACGAAAGACCAGGAAAAAAGAUGACAGAGGAAGAAAUUACAGAAAUGCUACAGCGACUAACCAAGGCUCCCGUAGAGAAGAUUCCAGACAGUGACAGACGGGUGACGAAAUCUACAUACAGCGAAAUGGGCGUGGUCAGUUCCUACGCCUGGAAGGGUUAUAACUAGGGAAUCAUGAAAAUGAAGUUUUCAUUUAUUACAAUUAGCAGAGACUAGUUAUAAUUUCAUACUAUGUUUUUAUAUAAGAAGCUAUAUGAUCAUAUUCAUAAAAUUUAAUUGACAUAAUCUGAUGAGUGUACAAAUGUAUUUUAUUUGUCUUUAAAAUGUUAAUAGAGGAACUUACCUCACACGUGUUUCAGAUUUUUUUUUUGUUUGUUUUGUUGAACACGAGAAAUAAAACAGAGCUUGUAGUAUUUAUUUCAGAAAAAUGUGAUUGAAAUAUUACGUCAUUAUAGUAUAUUGUAGU
Messenger RNA from Saccostrea cuccullata (small rock oyster), 790 nucleotides. RefSeq lists its product as uncharacterized. The transcript is spliced from 3 exons. Lineage: Eukaryota; Metazoa; Mollusca; Bivalvia; Ostreida; Ostreidae. Bases 163 to 492 code for a protein of 109 amino acids. The record is from RefSeq and is a predicted model, not a curated record.